Molecule: messenger RNA, 1650 nt
Organism: Cryptotermes secundus
Lineage: Eukaryota; Metazoa; Arthropoda; Insecta; Blattodea; Kalotermitidae
Product: congested-like trachea protein
Exons: 6
Coding region: 101-1003 (300 amino acids)
Biological process (GO): mitochondrial transport; carnitine transmembrane transport
Cellular component (GO): mitochondrial envelope
Molecular function (GO): O-acyl-L-carnitine transmembrane transporter activity
Source: RefSeq, a predicted model, not a curated record
CCAAUUUUGUCACUGUUCUUAAUAGUAACGAAUCAUUGGCGUUCUGCUUGUUGAAUGCCGUGUUAUAAUUGAUUUUGUUGCUGAAAAUAACUAAAUAAACAUGUCUGAGAAAAAGUCUGUAAAUCCUGUAAAAUAUUUCUUAUCUGGUGGGUUUGGUGGAGUAUGUACGGUUGUUGCAGGGCAUCCCCUAGACACCAUCAAGGUGAGACUGCAGACUAUGCCCAAACCUGCUCCUGGUGAAACUCCAGCAUAUACAGGGACAUGGGACUGUGCCAAGAAGACAAUCAAAAGAGAAGGAUUUUUGGGGUUGUAUAAAGGAAUGGGUGCACCAAUUGCGGGAGUUGCCCCAAUAUUUGCAAUUAGCUUCAUGGGAUUUGGAGUUGGAAAACGAAUGCAAAUGAAGUCUCCUGAUGACGAAUUGACUCUGACACAGCUGUUUCUUGCUGGGGCCUUCUCAGGAAUCUUUACUACUUCUAUAAUGGCCCCAGGAGAACGUAUUAAGUGUUUGCUUCAGAUUCAGCAAGGUGGUACUGCUCCUCCCAAAUAUGCUGGUCCAGUUGAUGCUAUAAAACAGCUGUACAAGGAAGGAGGAAUUAGGAGCAUUUAUAAGGGAACCUUUGCCACCUUGCUGAGAGAUGUGCCAGCUAGCGGCAUGUACUUCAUGACGUAUGAAUUAGUUCAGAGAAUCCUUACACAGCAUUCAAAAAGUGGUGAGAUAGGAGUCGUGAGCACUGUCUUUGCAGGAGGAAGUGCUGGCAUUGCUAACUGGCUGGUGGCAAUGCCUGCAGAUGUGCUCAAGAGUAGGCUGCAGACAGCUCCAGAAGGCACAUUUCCUAAUGGGAUCCGAGAUGUCUUCAAAGUCUUGAUGAAAGAAGAAGGACCUGUAGCUCUGUACAAGGGAGUGGUUCCUGUAAUGUUACGAGCCUUUCCUGCUAAUGCAGCUUGUUUUAUAGGUUUUGAGUUAUGCAUGAAGUUUCUAAAUUUUGUGGCACCUAACUAUUGACCUUGACGGAGGCCUUAUAAAUAUAAUUGCUCAUUGCCUUCUUCAUUAUCAUUGGAAUUUGGCAUUCUCUCAGUUGGCUGCCAUUGCUGUUCCAUAGCAUGUCGAUCAUGAGAACUCUAGAGGGAUUCAGUGCACUAGGUUCCCCACAGUAAAGAAUUAAGGAAAGGAAAUUGCCUUCUGAACUUUAUUCUGUAAUUUUACAAAAUAUUCCAGUACGUCCAGAUGUAUAUAAUCAGCAUUUCAUCACAUUACCAAUAGAGGCACAGCAAGGGAGGAAUAAUAUUUUUUUAAUUCACAUGUAUGACUGUGUUAUGUAUAACAAAUAUAUAUUUUAAAUACUUAAAGUCACAUACAAAUUCCAGUAUCAAGAACUGGGGCAAUAAAAGAAUUGGCAUGUAUUUGAUCUAGUGAAUAUGGUCUUGUUUUUGUCUAAUGAGGUGUUAUGUCUGGUAUCCCUCUUCAGACAUUUGACAAGGAUGCAAAAGUAGCCUUAUUCUUAGAAACAGGAUCUGACACUGAUUUUUUUUUUUAAGGGGGGUCUGUAAUUGCUUAAUAUUUGCUUGCUUCAUUAAAGUUGGUCAUUGAAUUGUAACUUGUGAAUCCCUCUGGAAUAUAUACACAGAACUGCAAAAAUAUUAAUUUUAUAA